Paramecium sonneborni is the source of this 4282-nucleotide messenger RNA. The record is from the annotation of a GenBank genome assembly. NCBI's taxonomy places the organism in Eukaryota, Ciliophora, Oligohymenophorea, Peniculida, Parameciidae.
AUGGCAUAAUUAGUUAUGUUAUUAGCAAGUGGAGCUUUAAUGAAUUAUAAGUUUUAAUCGUAUGAAGUAUUAUUUUAUUUAUUUCCUUUAAGUCUCAUCUUACAUAUUUCAUGCAUUUUUAUAGUGAUGCAAAUUUAUUUGGAAUGAGCUAAAUCAAAAUACUCAGAAUGAAAUACAGAAAAAGAUUUGAAAGGAAUUUAGAGUCAUUGUUAACAAAUCCUAUAUUGUUUAGAGAUUUAUAUACUAAUUAAUAUUCUUAACUUUUUAAAGUUACUACCUGUCCUAUAGAAAUUGAUUGUCACUAUACUUGUAUCAUAAAUGAACGUUAUUAAGAUGAAAAAGAUAGAUUAUAAAUAUCUCGUGCUUUUAAUUAAAAUAAAGAAUUUGAAAUAGAAUUAACUCCAUCUCUUAAUAAACUGUGGUCAGAUGAAGAAAUCAAUAGAAAUAGAUUUAAUUUCACUCAACCUGUAUCAUUUGUAGUUGACACAUCUAAAAAUAAAGAAGGAAAAUUGUGGGAUCAAUAUCCUUCAGUAAACGUUUUAAAUAAAUAAUUUAUGAAAUAAUAUUUUUAGUUAUACUAAGAGGAUAAAAAAAAUAAUAUAAAAUACGACAUAACAACUUGCACUAUUAAUCAAAAUAUUGCAUAAAUGUUUUUUAAUGGUUAAUAAGAUGAAAUGGAAUUGUGUAAAAAAUCAAUUAUCUAAAGAUUUUAAGAGUAUAAAACUAGAAAAAAAGAUCUAUUUGAAUUAAUAAAAGAAGAAGGUAAUAUUGAUUAUGAAUAUGAUUUUGAUGAUAAAUUUAUUGACCAAUAAGAUCUCUAACAAGAUAAUGAAGAUGAAGAACUUGAAGAUGCAGAGAGUAUCAUUAAAUCAUAAGAUGAAAAAAAUAUAUUUGAUAUCAUGAAAGAAAACUAAAAACUUUAGGAUAAAAAUAAAUUUAGAAAAAAAUAUCAUGCAAAUAAAAACAACCUAAAAUUGGGUUACAUUUUUUAAAUUUGUGAGUUCUGUAACAAUAAUUUUCUAAUUUGUAAUUGCACAAAUAAAAAUUAAAAAUAAUAUUCUCUACUUUAAUCAAAAACUAAAAAACCUCAUAUAUAUCAAUUCAAAAUUAAACCUCCCUCUCCAAAUGAAGUUUAUUUAUAAUUACAUAAAUAAAUGAAACUUAUUGAACAUUAAUAUGCUUAUUUUGGGGAUAUUCAAGAUUUGUACAAACAUUACAAUAUCAAAAAUAAACAACUACCUUAAAAUAAAAUUUAUGCUCUUCUAUUAGAUUAAUAAUGUAUUAAAGUACCUGAAAAUAGAUUUUAUGCAAUUAGUAUUGCAAAUUCAUCUAAAUUACCAUCUUCAUAUAAAGUAGAUUUAUUUAAAGAAUAAUAAUAUAAUAGUAAUUUAAGGUAAUAUCAAUAUUAAAAUGAGCCUCCAACAAUUUAAGAAGUUCUUGCAGAUAUAAAACAAAGAAAUGCUAUGAGAAAUGAUGCAUUAAAUUCAAUAAUUGAAUAAUCAUAAUAUUUUUAUCCAACACCAUUAUCAAUAUAAAGUGAGGAUGAUAUAACAUUUUAGGAAGAUUUAGCUUUAAUGAUAUUUGAAAUAUUUUCUUAUAAAGAUUCAAAACUAUUACCAGAUCCAGAAAAAGAUGAAAUUUCGUUUAUUAUAAUACAUUCCUACAAUGUUAAGAGUUCUAAAUUAAUUAAUAGAGUUCUUAUAAUAUAAAAUGAGGAGAAAUACUUGAAUGCUGUUGAUGGUUAUUUUGAGAGAAUGAAUGCUCCAGUUGAAUAUACAAUAAUAAUGACUUAAAAUGAGAUAAAUCUAAUGAAGGCCUUUACUUUAAUUGUACAUCUUAUUGAUCCUGAUUUUAUAUCAGGUUAUGAUUUAGAAACUAGAAGUUUAUAUUACGUCACAAAUAGGGCUGAAUUUAUUGGUUAUGAUUUUUUAACAGGAAUUAGUAGAGGUUAACCAAAUUAUGAUAAGUUGAUUGAAAUAUUUGAUUUUGAUGAGAUGAUUUAUAAUAUUGGAUCUACAUAACCAAUCAAUGAAAAAUUAUAAAAAUAUAUGGAGUAUCGAUUGUUAAGGCCAACAGCUAGCAAAAAAUAAAGUUUCAAUUAAGAUCCGAAAACAAAAUCUUAUAAUUCUAAAGGGAAAUUAAACUAAAUUAAUAGCAGAAGAAAGAAAUUAAGAUACAUUACAUUUGUAAUAGGAAGAGUAUUAAUUAAUGUAUGGAGAAAUGUUGCAACAGAUAUUAAAAUAAUAGAUUAUUCUAUAGAAAAUGUUUAUUUCUAGAUGUUUAAAGAAAAGAAUGCUUUGUUACAUAAUUAGCAUCUUUCAUAAUGGUAUAAAUCAGAAUCCUUUCUUGUUUUUUAGUAUUACUAAAAGAGGAUUGAGAUGACUUUUGACAUUUUAGAAAUGAUCGGUUUGAUUCCUAGAACAAUUGAAAUAGCUAAGCUUUUUGGUUGUGAAUAUGAAUCAGUUGGAUUUCGAGGAAGUUAAUUUAAAAUUGAAUCCAUUUUAAAUCGAGUAACAAAACUGAAUAAUUAUUUAUUAUUAUCAGCAACAAGAAUAUAAGUAUCAACAUAAAAAAUAUUGGAGUGUAUGCCAUUAGUUGUUGAACCUCCUAAAAUUUUCACAGUAGAGUAUACAUAUUAUUUGUUAUAAAAGUCCUUUGAUAGUUCUUGAUUUCUAAUCAUUAUAUCCAUCUAUUAUGAUUGCUUAUAAUUUAUGUUUUAGUACUUGUCUAGGAAGCAUAAAAGAUGAUUUUGUAGAAGGAGGUAAAAAGAGAUUUGGAGUAGUAACAACUGAUAUUGAUUUUGAAUCAUUAUUAAAAAAGUAUGAGGAUUAGGAUGAAUUAAUGAAACAUAUAUUAAUUACACCUAAUAAUGUUGGGUUUUUAAAAAAAGAUGUUCGAGUAGGUAUUAUACCAUAAAUAUUAAAUGAAUUCUUAAUGACAAGAAUAAUGAUAAAAAAAUCUACUUAACUUUAUGAUAAAUAUCCAAAGAUAUAAAAAUAACAUGGAUUCAGAUAAUUAGCUAUAAAAUUAUUUAUGAAUGUUAUGUAUGGAUAUUGCGGAGCAUCUUUUUCUGGUAGAAUGCCUUCAGGGGAUAUUGCGGAUUCAGUCGUUGAAAUAGGAAGAACUAUUUUAAAUUAAUGUAUAGAAUGUAUAAAUUCAAAUUCAGCAUGGUAAGCAAAAGUAUUAUAUGGUGAUACAGAUAGUUUAUUUGUAAUGCUUCCAGGACGUAAUAUCGAUUAAGCAUUAAUAAUUGGGAAUUAAAUUGCUGAACAUUGCACAAGUUUAUAUCCCCAUCCAAUCGAAUUAAAAUUUGAAAAGGUUUAUUCAGAAACUUUAUUAGUAGCUAAAAAACGUUAUGUUGGUAAUAAAUUUGAAAAAGGAGAAUACAAAUUGGAUGGUAAAGGACUUGAAAUAAUUAGAAGAGAUGGAUUUCCUGCUCUUUAAAAGAUUUAAAGAAAAGCUAUAAAUAUUUUAUUUAAAACUAAAGAUCUAUCACAAUUAAAAUUAUAUAUGCAAAAAUAAUGGGCAAAAAUUUUAUAAGAUCAUAUUGAUAUUUAAGAUUAUAUCAUGGCUAAAGAAGUCAAAUUAGGAUCAUAUAAAGAAGGUAGAUUACCUGCACACGCAGUUGUUGCUACUAAAAUUAUGAAUUCAGAUCCUAUGAGAAGACCAAAAGGUGGAGAGAGAGUACCUUAUGUUGUUAUUUAAACAUAAGGAACAUUUAAAUUAGCAGAUUUAGUUGUUAAUAUAUAUGAUUUCUAAAAUACAAUGAAAUUAAAUCCUCAUUACUACAUUAAAUAAAUUAAUGCAGCUGUUGGUAGAUUAUUUGCUUGUUUUGAUAUUGAUAUUUCUGAUUGGUACAGUAAUCUACCUAAAAUGCUUGCAAAAAGAGAUUAAUUCAAAUAACAUCUAACUUAUACUAAUGCUCAUUAAGCUAAGGCUACAUAAUAUACACUUGUCAAAUAUCUUCAUAUAUAAUAAUGUUUAUUGUGUGGAGAAGAAUCUAAAUUAGAAGUAUAUAUCUUUAUAUCAAUAGAUUUGUAAAUCAUGUAGCUAAGAUGGCAGAACAGCUUUAUUCCUCUUAUAAUACAAAUAAAACAUUCUUGAAAUUGAAAAAACUAAUAUUUACUCAUCAUGUAAAACAUGCUCUAUUGGAUAUUAGAAUUGUAAAUUAUGGUCAUGUAGUUUACUUUUCAAAAGAGAAAAACUCAAAACCUAUUUGAAUACUAUGAUUUAAAUGAAUCAAAAAUAUUAAUAAUUGAUUGAAUUUAUGAGUGAUUAUUGA